AUCAAACUGUCCAAUGUCCAGUCCCACAAGUCCAGGUCUAAAUCACGGUUUAUUGCGAGGUCGAGAUCGAGGCUUAACUGUUUUCGAUAAAAAGUUUCUACUCUGUGCUGAAAGAGGUGAUGUGGUUUCGGUUAAAAAACUAUUACAAGAACAUUGCAAGAUCGAUGCUCAAAACACUAAGGGAAUCAGUGUAACUCCUCCGUCGAUUACAACACCAUCCAAGUUGGACAUUAAUUGUACCGAUCCGUUGGGUCGAAGUGCACUUAUAUUAGCGAUCGAAAAUGAGAAUCUCGAACUGCUCGAGGUUCUAUUAAAGUACAACAUUAAUCCAGGAGACGCUUUGCUUCAUGCAAUCAGCGAGGAAUAUGUUGAGGCCGUUGAGAUACUCUUACAGCACGAGGAGAAAAUUCACAGUCCAGGGACACCCUAUAGUUGGGAAAAGGUUGAUCAUGAAACAAGUGCUUAUACCCGAGAUAUAACACCGUUAAUUUUGGCCGCUCACAAGGACAAUUAUGAGAUAUUGAAGAUUUUACUUGAUCGUGGGGCUGAACUUCCGCUUCCUCAUGAUGUCAAGUGUUCCUGUUACGAGUGUAUUACCUCAAUUAACGCUGAUUGUUUGCGUCAUUCAAGGUCAAGGAUAAACGCUUAUCGUGCACUAUGUUCACCCUCGCUGAUUUCACUCUCAAGUCGUGAUCCCAUUUUAACCGCUUUCCAAUUAAGUUGGGAAUUACGUCGAUUAUCAAAAAUUGAGAAGGAAUUUGCUACCGAUUAUAAGGAACUUCGAAGUAAUGUUCAAAAUUUCGCUGUCGCACUUUUGGAUCAUGUUCGUAAUACACACGAAUUAAGGGUCAUCAUGAAUUACAGUACUGACCUUUCAACCAGCGAAUCAGCGGAAGAGGAAAUGAAAUUGGAGCGUCUAAAAUUGGCCAUUGAUUAUAAGCAGAAAAGUUUCGUUUCUCAUCCAAAUGUCCAACAAUUACUGGGAUCAGUUUGGUUCGAGGGUAUGCCAGGGUACCGACGAAGAGGACCAAUUAAACAAGCUUUAACUGUAAUUAGUAUCGCAAUGAAAUUCCCGCUCUAUGCAUUGGCCUCACUCUAUCUACCCAACAGUAAACUAGCUCGAAUCUCAAAAAGGUCAUUCAUCAAAUUCAUCAGUCAUUCGGCUUCUUACCUUUUUUUCCUACUGUUACUUGUUCUCGCUUCCCAACGUGUUGAAUUUUUAAUUGUUUCUUAUUUCGAUGAGGAAAAUAUUAUCUUCUCUUGGUUGGCCGAAUCGUAUGUUCGUGAACGGGGUCCACCCAAUCUGACCGAAUGGGCUAUCAUCAUGUACGUUAUUAGUUUCAUUUGGCAAGAAACGGGUGAACUUUAUUCUUCCGGCCUAUUCGCCUACAUUUCUGACCUUUGGAACAUAGUUGACGCUCUUUCCAAUAUAAUCUACAUCAACUGGUUGGGAUUGCGAGUUUUGUCCUACCUUCAGGUCCAAUAUGAACUUUCCUCGACUUCACCCGAACUUCCCUUUGAGAAUAAAUCUCGCGAGGAUUGGGAUCCAUAUGAUCCCAUGUUACUAUCUGAGGGUAUGUUUGGAGCGGCCUCAAUUUGUUCCUUCCUUAAAUUGGUACAUAUCUUUUCCGUUCAUCCGCAUUUGGGGCCACUACAAAUUUCACUCGGUCGAAUGGUUUUCGAUAUUUUAAAAUUUUUCUUCAUCUUUGUUCUGGUACUUUUCGCUUUUGGAACGGGACUUAAUCAACUUCUUUGGUAUUAUGCUAAAAAGGAAUGGGAAAGGUGUAAGUUUGGUUCGGCCAAUAAUCUUCACCCGCUCGAGAUUGACCAUGCCUGUGAGGUCUGGCGUCGAUUCGCCAACCUCUUUGAAACCUCGCAGACGCUUUUCUGGGCUUCAUUUGGUCUAAUCGACCUGCACAACUUUGAACUUGCGGGAAUCAAGGAGUUCACCCGUUUCUGGGGUCUCCUCAUGUUCGGCUGUUACUCAGUGAUUAACGUUGUUGUCCUACUUAAUUUACUAAUUGCUAUGAUGUCCAAUUCUUAUAAUGCAAUUUCGGAGCGUUCGGAUACCGAGUGGAAAUUUGCUCGGUCCAAAUUGUGGAUCAGUUAUUUUGAUGAGACACUUUCAGUUCCCGCUCCGUUUAACCUUCUUCCUCCAUUAGGUAAACUUUGGUCUAAAAGUGGACCAGGUUUAAAACGAUUCCCGUCGUCCGGAUCAGGAUCAGCAUUUAAAGAAUCAUAUGCAAAUGUGAUGCGAUGUCUUGUCCGUCGAUAUGUAACACGGGAACAAAGAAAAGCCGAAGAGACUGGCCUGGUAACCGAAGAUGAUGUCAACGAAAUUAAACAAGACAUUGGAAGCUUCCGUUACGAAUUGAUCGACAUGUUGAAGAAAAAUGGAAUGAAAUAUGAUUCGACCUUAAGUCAUGACGACUGUUUCGGUAAACGAGAGCGUAUUCGGGAAAGACGACUACUGAAAGGUUUCAAUAUCGGCCUGAUUAAUAGUGCAUCUGGAGGUGGAAGUGGCGGUGGAAGUGCUGGAGGAAGUGGUGGACCUUUGAAAGAGGGUGAAUACUCGGACGGUUCCACGGGGCUGUUGAACAUUUUCGCGAAUCGUGCGAGUUUUAAACGACGGCAAAUGGCUCGAGAUCGAUGGACAACUGCAAUUUCUGCAAUUCUUCGGGAUAAAGGUAACCAGAUCGGUUUUACUCCCCGACGGGCUUCAAGUUUAAAAGAUCUGAGGGAAGAUGUUCUCAGGGAGAAAGAGUCAGUGACAACCGAAGAAUCGUUCGAGGAGAUUGACGAUUCUCACUCUUUAAUAUUGGGGAAAAUGCGAGAUAAAGUUGGUGGAUUUACUACAAUUGAUGAGAUUGGGGAGGAGAAAAAAGUUCUGGUUUCAUUAACACCUCCAUCGACCGAUAAGAAAGAGAUAACUGAACAAUCAACUUUAAUCAGUCAAAAUUCAAAAGAUCGUUCAGAUGAUUUAAUGAUUAGAAUUUCAUCAUAUCAACAAUCAGCAGCUCCAAUGAAUCCACCUCUGAUUGAAGCACCACCACCACCACAAUCACAACCAAAAUCAGAGCCAAAAUCUCAACCUCAACCACAACAAUCAACAUCAACAGUUAAAUCAUCUCAUUCGCCAUCACCUCAGGUCACAUAUUCACCUCCGACUGAGAUUUUGGUGGCAAUUGAUUCACCAACACCGAUUACGAUUGAAAACAAUCAACGAGUCAUGAUUAUCCCAUCAAUACCACCUCCUCAACCCCUACCCCACCACCACCACCUCCUCCUCCUCCACUACCAUCACAAUCUCAGGCGUCAAAUGUUUCAUCUCAAUUAAUAUUUUCAUCUAAGCCCGAAUCCCGAUCAGGCUCAUUUAAUAAACAAUCAAUUUCACCGAUACCAUUAACUGGACAAAUUAACAGAGGUUAUCAAUCAAGUGACGAUUCUGAUGUUGAUAAUUUAUCAACAAUUAAAGACAAACGUGAUAAACAAAAGCAGAAACGACGAUUAGCUGAUAGCCGACAACCGGCUAAAGAGCCUGAGAAAAGGAGGAAAUCAGAAUCACGAAUUGAUUUAAGUGGUUGGAUUUAAAUUCACAAUUAGUCAAUUCACUUUCCAUUUAGAAAUAAACAAUUAAAAAAAUAUUCUCCCAAUUUCUUUUCCAUUUUAACAAUUAAAUCUAAGUUACCUUUCUGUAUAUUGACCAAUAAGAAUUUCAAAAAAAAUAAUUGAAUUGAAUCUUUAAUUAAAAACUAAA
Molecule: messenger RNA, 3757 nt
Organism: Panonychus citri (citrus red mite)
Lineage: Eukaryota; Metazoa; Arthropoda; Arachnida; Trombidiformes; Tetranychidae
Product: transient receptor potential-gamma protein-like
Biological process (GO): calcium ion transmembrane transport; regulation of cytosolic calcium ion concentration; manganese ion transport
Cellular component (GO): cation channel complex; membrane
Molecular function (GO): protein binding; store-operated calcium channel activity; inositol 1,4,5 trisphosphate binding
Source: RefSeq, a predicted model, not a curated record